This is a messenger RNA of Zingiber officinale, 2853 nucleotides long. Its product is annotated as protein VAC14 homolog. The transcript has 19 exons. The record is from RefSeq and is a predicted model, not a curated record. Gene Ontology annotation, biological process: positive regulation of kinase activity; phosphatidylinositol biosynthetic process. The coding region runs from base 197 to 2362 and encodes 721 amino acids. Gene Ontology annotation, cellular component: endosome membrane; PAS complex. Lineage: Eukaryota; Viridiplantae; Streptophyta; Magnoliopsida; Zingiberales; Zingiberaceae.
AAGAACGGUCGUUAUUCUCUUUCUCGCUCCGUUCCAGUCCCACUCCGGUUAGGGUUCUCUCCCGAUCCCCCAUCGAAGGUUCUGGACUCGAUGAGAGCUGAUUCCCCUCCUCCGCCAUGUCCUGAUUCGUCGAGCAUUAGGUUGGCCCAAGUUUAGUUCCCUUCUCUGAUCCGAGUCCGUCGAGAUCUUCGACGACAUGGCUGACGCCUUGUCGUUGAUCCCCGCCAGCGUCUUCCGUAACCUCGCGGACAAGCUCUACGAGAAGCGAAAGAAUGCUGCUCUUGAGAUCGAAGGUAUCAUCAAACAGCUGGCACUUUCUGGGGAGCAUGAUAAGAUUUCGGCUGUGAUCAACCUGCUGAUCUCGGAAUUUGCUGGCUCACCGCAGGCGAACCAUAGGAAGGGCGGGUUAAUAGGGCUUGCAGCAGUUACUGUUGGUUUGGGAACAGACGCUGCUCAGCAUCUGACAGUAAGACUUGCAUGUUACAUUUUUAUAAUUGGAAUUUUUUUUAACUGGUAUAUGUUACAUGAACAUUUUGCUAACAUAUUCUUUCGGAUAAUAUCAAAGCAAAUUGUACCACCAGUUCUUAAAUCUUUUGCUGACCAAGACAGUAGAGUUCGAUAUCAUGCUUGUGAAGCAUUGUAUAAUAUUGCAAAGGUAGUUAGAGGUGAUUUUAUAGUAUUCUUUAAUAAGAUAUUUGAUGCACUCUGUAAACUUUCAGCGGACUCAGAUCCCAGUGUGCAGAGUGCGGCUCAUCUUUUAGAUCGUCUCAUAAAGGAUAUUGUGACCGAGAGUGAUCAAUUCAGUAUAGAAGAAUUUAUACCACUACUAAGGGCGCGCAUGAAUGUACUCAAUCCUUACGUGCGACAAUUUUUGGUUGGAUGGAUAACUGUAUUGGACAGUGUUCCGGAUAUUGACAUGCUUGGCUUUCUUCCAGAUUUUCUUGAUGGUUUGUUCAACAUGUUAAGUGACUCCAGCCAUGAAAUACGACAACAAGCAGAUUCUGCACUAUCUGAGUUUCUUCAAGAAAUAAAAAAUUCUCCUAAUGUAGACUAUGGUCGUAUGGCUGAAAUAUUAGUCCAGAGGGCUGGUUCUCCUGAUGAAUUUACACGAUUGACAGCUAUCACAUGGAUAAAUGAGUUUGUAAAACUUGGUAGGGAACAACUUGUGCCCUACUAUGCAGAAAUUCUUGGAGCCAUAUUACCUUGCAUAUCUGAUAGAGAGGAAAAGAUAAGAGUGGUUGCCCGUGAAACCAAUGAGGAGCUUCGUGGCAUGCAUGCUGAUCCAACUGAUGGAUUCAAUAUAGAUGCUAUUCUCUCUAUUGCAAGGAGAGAGCUAACAAGUGAAUGGGAAGCAACUCGAAUCGAAGCAUUACAAUGGAUUUCAAAGCUUUUGGUUCGGCAUAGAAAUGAGGUUAUUUCGUACUUGAAUUACACCUUUGACUCUCUGAUGAAUGCUCUUUCAGAUUCUUCUAACGGGGUUGUUCUUUUGGUACUUGAAGUUCAUGCUUGCAUAGCAGAAGAUCCUCAACAUUUUUGCCGUCUUAUUGAACUUCUAGUCCGUAGGUUUCAAAAAGAUCGUGCCCUUCUUGAAAGGCGUGGGGCUUUGGUUGUACGGAGACUUUGUGUUCUGUUGGAUGCAGAGCGGGUUUACCGUGAAUUUUCUUCAAAUCUAGAGCAUGAAACUGACUUGGACUUCGCAUCCAUUAUGGUUCAGGCAUUAAACUUAAUUUUGCUAACUUCAUUGGAGUUGGCGGAUUUGCGAGCCCUUGUAAAGCAAUCAUUGGUGAAUUCUUCGGGCAAGGAUCUAUUCAUCUCAUUGUAUUCUUCUUGGUGCCAUUCACCUAUGGCAACAAUUAGUUUGUGUCUACUAGCUCAGGCAUACAAUCAUGCCAGUUCUGUGAUUCAGUCACUAGGUGAAGCAGACAUAAAUGCAAAGUUUUUGGUUCAACUGGACAAAUUAAUCCGGUUGCUGGAGACCCCAAUUUUUGCUUACAUCAGAUUGCAGCUUCUUGAGCCUGGGAAACAUACAUGGUUACUGAAGACUCUGUAUUGUCUUUUAAUGUUAUUGCCACAGCAAAGUGCAGCUUUCAAGUUACUGAGGACCCGUCUAAAAACUGUACCAUUGCACACUCUUGGUCUCGACCAACUAAAGCGCGCAUCAUCAGAAAACCCAUAUUCUCAGAUUCUACAAGUAACAGAGGAUGGCAGAACUUCAUAUACUGUUAUUGACUUCCAAUCUAAGCUGCAACAAUUUGAGCAAAUGCAGCAUAGGCAUCGGUUGCAUUCUAGAUCACAGCUAAAAUCUCUCAAUGCCUCUAGCUCAACUAUUUCACAGCUGAAUGUAGGAAAUACAGAUAUCUGAGGAAUCACAUAAUUCUUCCUCUCAGCCUGAGAACAUUCAACCUUCUCAAAGAUCAUCAUUGAAUAUUCCAGGACAGUUGAAAACAUGAUCAUGCCUCUCAUUAAGUCGGCUCCAGGCUGUACGACUUGCAUUACAACAUCUAAGUUGUACCACCACAAUAAGAUGGAAUCGCAGCAAAGAAGUCAUGUGGCUCACAAGUUACAAGUUGUACAUUUUUAUUUUUAUGUAGCUUGCCCUGUUGGGAUAUGGCGUGAAUCGAGAUGAAUGGCAUAAGCCUGACAGGUGAGUAAGCAUCAAUUCUUUUUUGCUUAGGCAGUAUCGACUCAUGUGGUUCUGUAAUUUUUUUUUGAAGACCAUGUGAGUUGUGGGAAGCAUUUGGGUUUCAGGUCUUUGAACUUUUAAAGUUGAAGUGAGCGGUUCCAAUCAAGCAGUCAAAUUGUACAUUGUAGCGUUUGCCUUGUGGAAAAUGCUAGUCAUUGCCAUUAUAAUCA